UAUGAGAAAAGCAAUAAAUAAUAUUUGCGAUAGCACCUGUAAACAGAAAGAAAAAAGAAACAAAAAUAAUGGAUCGAAAGAGAGACCGACACUCUCAAUACCGCCGUGCUCCUUACUCCUUCCCUAAACGGCGUCGUCCUCUUCCACCGCCGGCAUAUGAUGAGGCCAGCACCGUUGCAGCAGAGGACGAUCUUUUGCCGGAAACUUCCCCGGCUUCUUCCAAACUACCGACGACGGUGGUUAUUAUUGGGGUUCCGGCAGAGUGUUCUGUCUUAGACCUAAAGUCUCGGUUUGAGAUCUACGGCUCAAUCUCUCGCACCCGAAUGGACCCCACUGGGCUCGGAUACAUCACCUUCCGGUCCAAAGAUUCUGCAGAGUCCGCCAUGUCUGCUUCUGCUGACGCCACUUUCCCCAUUAUCCUUCAUUCCAAACCAGUGCAAGUAAUGUGGGCAAGUGAUCCAUUGCCAGAGCAGAAGGAAGGGGCGUCUAAGAGAGAAG
Cuscuta epithymum is the source of this 498-nucleotide messenger RNA. Lineage: Eukaryota; Viridiplantae; Streptophyta; Magnoliopsida; Solanales; Convolvulaceae. The record is from the annotation of a GenBank genome assembly.